This is a messenger RNA of Lycium barbarum (goji berry), 1281 nucleotides long. RefSeq lists its product as uncharacterized. Bases 1 to 1281 code for a protein of 426 amino acids. NCBI's taxonomy places the organism in Eukaryota, Viridiplantae, Streptophyta, Magnoliopsida, Solanales, Solanaceae. The record is from RefSeq and is a predicted model, not a curated record. The transcript has 4 exons.
AUGUCAAGAGUGGUUCAUGAUAGAUUGGAGACUGUGCUACCUCAGUUGAUUUCUAUUAAUCAAGCAGGUUUUGUUCAAGGGAGAAGCAUUAUUGAGAAUGUGCUAUUGGCACAAGAAAUAGUGAUAGACAUCAGAAAAAGGGGUAAACCAGCAAAUGUAGUGAUCAAAUUCGACAUGGAAAAAACCUAUGAUAGAGUAUCUUGGUCAUAUUUGAUUAAGGUACUCAGCAGAAUGAGAUUUGCUAGUCAAUUCAUUGACAUGAUUUGGAGGUUGAUUGCAAAUAAUUGGUAUUCCAUCCUGUUCAUUGAGGUGUUAUCAAGAGCUCUAAAUGCAGAAUUUGACAAUGCUGAGUAUGUGGGAUAUGGCAUGCCUAAAUGGAGUCAAAAUGUCAAUCAUCUGGCUUAUGCAGAUGAUACUAUAAUAUGUGCAUCUGCAGAAGGGGAGUCAUUGAAGAGAAUUAUGAAGAUACUGCAGGAGUAUGAGGCAAUUUCAGGUCAGCUGCUCAAUAAAGGCAAGAGUGCCUUUUACAUGCAUCACAAGAUUUCUGGUGCAUUGUCUCAGCAGGUGGAGCAGAUUUGUCAUGACGCAACUAGGGGCCGCGAUGGGAGGAAAAAUGUAUAUUACAAUGACCUUAUCAAGAAGGUGAAAAACAAGCUGCAAAAUUGGAAAGGAAAAUUGCUCUCCUUUGGUGGAAAAGCAGUUCUUAUCAAUAGUGUGCUUCAGAGUUUUCCAAUAUACAUGUUGUCAGCUGUUGUUCCAACAAAAUAUAUACCGUUAAUGAGCUUCAUAAAAUCUUUGCAAGGUUUUACCUGGAGCACUAAGGAAGAAGCCUUUAUGUGGAAUAAAUAUUGUAAGAAGAAGAAGCCUAUAGAAGUGCAGUGGAAAGGUGGAUCACAAGUGUGGAAAAGAAUGAUAGAAGCAAGGGAUCAGGUGGAUCAACAGAUAUGGUGGGAACCUAGAAAUGGAGAAUGUGAUGUAUGGGAAGAUAAUUGGACUAAACUUGGUUCACUCAAACAGGUAAUACCACCAGAUUUUCAGAUUGACACCAGCAUUGAAGAAGUAUCACACUUUUUUAAUGCAGAAGGCUGGGAUGUACAGGAAUUGCAUAAAAAACUGCCAAGUAAUGUGUGUGAUCAUAUCCUACAAGAGUUGAGUAUAGUGGAGCAUUCAGAGGAGAAAGAUAAAGCCUGGUGGAUAUCUAGUACUACAGGAGAUUUCACUGUAGGGAGUGCUUGGAAUUUGCUAAGGAAAAAGGCUCAAACAUCAGCUCACUUCUCCUAG